AUUUUUAGAUUGAUUUUCAUUUUUCAGGGUUUGUUUGUUUGUGUGAUUAUAUAUUUUGCAGAGGCAAAGAAGGAACGAACGAAACAAUUCACAAUGGCGAGCCGUCGUUUAUUGUCAUCAACAGCAUCAACUCUCUCCUCCACUCCCAAGCUGGUCUUUCAAGCUGCUACCACCCGACCCGACCCGCUGAUUCGCUCAGUAGUGACCCGAUUCAUGUCCUCCGCGACUCCACACCAAGAAAUCCCCCUUCAGAAUAAUAAGCAAGAGUCUAUCAAAGAAGACCUAGAAACCAAAAAUAAAGAAGAAGAAGAAGAUGAUGCUCAAUAUGUAGAUGAAAAUGGCAAUUUUGUCAAUAAAGCCACCGGCGAAGUGGGUGGGCCCCGCGGACCCGAGCCCACCCGUUAUGGCGAUUGGGAGCAAAAAGGUCGCUGCUCUGAUUUCUGAAAAUCAUUCCACUCUAAAUCAAAACUUAUCUUUUUUUUUUUUUUUUUUUUGAAUUGAAUUGUAUGCUCUCUCUUUGUGUUCAAUUUUUGUUAUGUUUUUUUAGUGUGUAAUAUUUGAUGAGAAGGAAUGAAAUUAAGAGCAAAUAAAUUUGUGUUUUACGCUA
This is a messenger RNA of Quercus robur (English oak), 607 nucleotides long. RefSeq lists its product as uncharacterized. The transcript has a single exon. The record is from RefSeq and is a predicted model, not a curated record. Lineage: Eukaryota; Viridiplantae; Streptophyta; Magnoliopsida; Fagales; Fagaceae. The coding region runs from base 94 to 444 and encodes 116 amino acids. Gene Ontology annotation, biological process: mitochondrial respiratory chain complex II assembly. Gene Ontology annotation, cellular component: mitochondrion.